AUGACAUCCAGGCUGUCCGCAAUGUUCUUUCCAGGGGACGAUUCCAAGGAUGAAAAAGAAUCGAAGCCUGCUCCUGCAAACGCAGAAGAAAACACUCGUUCAAACGUGCGCUUUGCCGCAGAAGACGAAGAAAUAGAUCCACUCGACGAGUCAAGGCGCAAUUCCAAAUUGGGAAAUGACACUGAAGAACUCAGCCCUGAGGCACACGAACAAAUUAGGAGUCUAGCAAUAUCCCUACAGAAGUCGAGGCUUCAGGAAAGCAGAAUGUCCAAUUUUGCCUACGAACCGGUCUCCAUGCCACCAUCUCGAGUGCCUUCGAGGGAGAGUGAGGGGCCUGGCACCCCACGUGGCUCCAUCCGACAGGGCCACGGUUCUCUGUCAUCAGCAGUACAUUCACCUCCAUUGACACCACAUGGUUCGAAAGAUGGCAAAAUAGAUGCUACAACUGGGCGCAGUCAGCAAGCACAAGCGGCCAUCACUCCACAGACCUCUCCUCCCCCUGAUUCACAUGCUCGAGCUCUAUCACAAUCCAUCUCACCAGGCCAAGUCAUCUCGAGACCGUCUUCCUCUGAACAGGGUGCUCAACGUCCUGAUCAUACAGAUCCCAAGAAAUCAACUCGCUUCGAAAUCGGUCCAUCAGAAUCUGCCAGUCCCGCCGAUCAAAGUCCAGUUGGUACUCCAAAGCUAGUCCCAGCCUCGCCCCGUCCUGCCAAAGCAUCUUUGACCGAAGCCAAGAUCGAACAAAGAGAGCCCAGACAUUUUGGAAGUACUGGAAGAAAUUCUCUUGCUCCUGCUAUCGCAGCAGCUGCCGAGAGGCUUCCCAGACCAGGCAGUAGUGGGGAUCUAUCAGGUUCGGAAAAGCGCGGCUCAAUCUUUGGAGGCAAAAAGGAUCCCUAUUCUCAUGUGACAGACAGUGGUAGUGACAGGUCAGGACUCGGGGAAAAGAAGCAUGGGUCCAUGUCUGAAUUGAAACGAUUUUUCAGGCUUGGUGGUCAUGGGCACAAGGAUAAGCACCACAAACACGACAAACACGACCGACAGCUGGAGUCACCGGCAUCCUCUGUUCCUGCCUCACGAAAGAGCAGCUAUAAAUCUGGCACGAGAACCCCCCCCAGUCAACAAGUACCCCCGUCUAAUAACGUUCCUUUCAUGGAUGACCACAGUCUAGAGGCAAAAUACGGCAAAUUUGGUAAAGUCUUGGGUUCGGGGGCUGGUGGCUCCGUUCGACUGUUGAAGAGAAGCAGUGACGGGGUCACGUUUGCCGUCAAACAAUUCCGAGACAAGCACUCGUGGGAAAGCGAAAAGGAUUAUUCCAAAAAAGUCACUGCCGAGUUCUGUAUCGGUUCCACUCUUCAUCAUGGAAACAUCAUUGAAACCAUGGAUAUCAUCCAAGAGAAUCAUCGCUGGUUUGAGGUUAUGGAAUACGCGCCCUACGACCUGUUUGCAACUGUCAUGACCGGCAAAAUGACCCGAGAGGAGAUUGCCUGCGCUUUUCUUCAGAUCGUGAAUGGCGUUAGCUACUUGCAUUCGAUGGGGCUUGCACAUCGAGAUCUAAAAUUGGACAAUGUUGUCGUCAGCGAGCACGGCAUUAUGAAAAUCAUUGACUUUGGAAGUGCAACAGUAUUCCGUUAUCCAUUUGAGAACGACAUUGUUCUCGCUUCAGGAAUUGUUGGCUCUGACCCAUAUCUCGCACCCGAAGUCUACGAGGAACGAAAAUAUGACCCGACUGCUACCGAUAUCUGGUCCCUGGCUAUUAUUUUCUGUUGCAUGUCUCUACGACGAUUCCCAUGGAAGCAACCGAGAGUAAUAGAUAACUCUUACAAACUCUUCGUCUCUCCUCCAACUCCGGGAACCCCUGUUCCUGAUUCACACCCACGCAAAGGGUCACAUCUCAGCCCUACUGAUGAUGGCAACCGAAGACCAUCUGAAGCAGAGGGGAGCAGCUCAUCUCAUCAUCACCAUCAUUCAGACAAUGCUGAAAACGAGUCAAGACCUGCCACAUCCAGUACAGACAAGCAAGAGGUAAUCAAAGGGCCCUGGAGGCUACUCAGAAUUUUGCCCCGAGAGAGUCGACACAUCAUAGGACGUAUGCUCAAGGUUGAUCCCGCCGAGCGCGCUUCGAUGGAUGAGGUACUUGAAGAUGAAUGGAUUCUUAGUUCCAAGGUAUGCUAUCAAGAAGAAAAUGGUACAGUACAUCGUGCAGAAGGUCAUUCGCAUGUUCUAGAGCCAGGCUCUGGAGGACCUCCUCCGGCAAAAGUCUAA
Molecule: messenger RNA, 2262 nt
Organism: Exophiala bonariae
Lineage: Eukaryota; Fungi; Ascomycota; Eurotiomycetes; Chaetothyriales; Herpotrichiellaceae
Exons: 4
Coding region: 1-2262 (753 amino acids)
Biological process (GO): intracellular signal transduction; protein phosphorylation
Cellular component (GO): cytosol
Molecular function (GO): protein serine/threonine kinase activity; ATP binding
Source: RefSeq, a predicted model, not a curated record